GUCUAAAACUCAAAAUUUUGAUGUUUUUGGUUUUGAGGUUAGGUUCGUUGUUUUGAUAUUUAAUAGUGCCGCAGCGUUGCUAUUCUUAUUGCAAGGUGCUUUACGUAAGAUUUAUUUUUAUUGUCUUGGUGGUUCGGUGCGCGAUUUCGAAAAAUUCGUUUAAAAUUGUACCACAGGAAGAAAUCUGUUUGCGUGACCUACGCAUAUCAAUUAUUUUUUGUUCCCUCUAGAGCGUGUGUGUGAUUAAAUUGGGGCUAAGUACAUAUAGAAAAAAUUAACAAAAUCGGGCACUCCUUCGUUAUUUUGCUAAUUAGCCGAAGAAGUGAUUGAAAUACAACAUACAACCUUGUGCGUUUGCGUCAGUUCGUAAAAAACACAUUGUUUUACAUUUAUUUAUUUAAGUUAUGCAAAAAGGAUCGAUUUUGUGCUAUAAAUUAUAAUCUAAUUGUCGCUUUAUGGUGCUUGGACAUGCCACGCUUUUUCAAUAUUUUAUUAUGAAUUGUGAUUCUGCAAGUUUCUUCAAUCAGAGUUUAUUUGGUGUUUUCCGGUUUUUGCAUAAUUAAUGCCUGAAAUUUUCACCACAUGCACAUUCAUGCGCACACCUUUGUAUUGUUGUUGUUAUUCACACAGCUUUGGCAACCCUCCAUAAAGCAUGGAAAAAGUAGCCACUUUUUUAGUCAAAUGUGAAGAGAACGUUUACAAGUUGUGUCAAGACGUGUCGACGAGACACUCGACUGAAUUAAAUAAAUGUUUCGUAGUUUUUGUCUCAAAUCCAAGUCGGACCGUUCCUUUGUGGAGACAACGGGCGGGGAAAGACGAGGAUAGAUUAGUUAUUUGGGACUAUCAUGUGAUUUUUUUGUAUCAUCCUGAGCCGGAAAAAUGCUUGGUUUACGAUUUAGAUUCCGAAUUACCGUUUCCCACAUACGUUCACAAAUACGUGACGGAAACGUUUCGCACGGACCACAUUUUGAAACCGGAUUAUUUUAGAUAUUUUAGAGUGAUUCCAGCGGCGGAAUUUCUGAGGGAUUUUUCGUCGGAUAGAAGGCAUAUGAAGAGGCCAGAUGGCACGUGGAUUAAGCCACCGCCUAAUUACCCCGCCAUUCAGACAGCUGAAAUGUUUUUUUCAGCAACUGCUCACAAUCUGGAGGACUACAUCCAAAUGGACUUGAGCAAGGGCCCCGGUCAGGUCCUGAAUUUGACCCAAUUCGUGCAACGCUUUUAUAAGCCUGCAACAUAGUUAUUCUAAGACGAAAGAGUGAACAAACUAAGUCAAUUUUGAUUUGUGCUCUUAACUAUAAUAAGAGAGCAUAAUCUAAUAAAUGUCUGUCAUCGAAAAUCUUUUCUCUGUCUUGGUAUAUAUUUCUCUCAAACUUUUACUCUAUAUCCUCUUGAAUGUUGAUUGGGAUUUUGAUGUCUUGUUACGGAUUUUUAAGCGAUUGAAGUACUGAUUUUUUAGCUUGAUGUGCUCAUUUUAAUCUUGCCAUCCACAUGUUUCUUAUGCUUACAUUUCACUUAAAAUGUGAUAUUUUUCUUUAGGAAAGACGAUGUUGAGGGGGAGUUUUCAUUACGUAGUUUAAUGUUACAUGUCCACAAAUUUAUAUAAGAUUUACCAAACUUUUAUAAUCCAUGUGAUGUACAUUGUGUCAUGUUCCAAUUCUAAAAUCUUGGUGUUGAUAAGAUUCGUUUAAUCUGUCGGUUUUUAGCGUAUCUUUAAGGCCGUACAGUUUUCAAUUCAAAUUUUUACUAAGACUGCACAUUUGCCUUCCAAUAUACACAAACGUGAAAUUUAUUACGCCAUUUGCAAGUACAAUCAGUUUUUUGUGGAAUGUUUUACUACUUUUCUUGUUUUUAUGAUAAGUAUAUUAAAGUACAAAUUAUUUAAGAAUUCUUUUGCUUAGAACAAAGGCCUAAAUAAGUGUUACUUGUACGUAGCUUAGUCAGUUUUGUAACUCUCGUCUUAUUGUUAAAUUCAAUAAAGCACUUGAAAACUCAAA
Tribolium castaneum (red flour beetle) is the source of this 1994-nucleotide messenger RNA. It is a transcript of the gene tun, whose product is annotated as tungus. The record is from RefSeq and is a predicted model, not a curated record. The transcript is spliced from 4 exons. The coding region runs from base 653 to 1237 and encodes 194 amino acids. Gene Ontology annotation, molecular function: protein-N-terminal glutamine amidohydrolase activity; protein-N-terminal asparagine amidohydrolase activity. Gene Ontology annotation, cellular component: nucleus; cytosol. NCBI's taxonomy places the organism in Eukaryota, Metazoa, Arthropoda, Insecta, Coleoptera, Tenebrionidae.